AUGACAAUCCCCGACAUGGAGAAUAUGAGGAGGAAUGAACCCGUAAACAGGCCUCACUCCUGGCACUCUACUAAGUUCAAUGAAAGCCAAUCAGAAACUGGCAAAAGACAGUCUUCAUACACACCCAGAAAUGACACAAGCUCAUCUGCUUCUGAUAUAUCCUCUGGCUGGGAGCUGAUAGACCUGCCCAGUGUGUCCAACCAGUUCAGCUCUCUUGACAGCACGGACAACUUGGAGCAUGUCUCCCACUCAUACCCUGCUGACCAGCUUUCACCGGCUAAGUCAAACAAUGGAAUGGAGCAUCUCGGAGAACGGAAACGAGACUCGGCCUAUAGCACCAUCUCCACAAGCUCCAGUACACCAGACUGCACAAAAAGCAACACUGCCUCGACAGAAAAUGUUCCUUUUAAAGUUGUUCAGUGGGAUGCAGGAGCAAAGAAAAAUGAUGUCAGAAACAGCCAGAGCUUGGUUCCUGAGUGGGUGAAACACAAUGAUAGGUUCGCAUAUUUCCAGAUGCCAGGAGUUAACUCAGGCCACAGUGGUCCACAGACUGAAGACUCGACUGGUUGCCGCCAUUCCACUUCCAGCAGAUCCAACUUUGGACCUGUGUGGAAUGUCCCUGAGAACAAAAAGCCUGCUUCACCCUCUCCUCCUCCUCCACUUCCACCAGCACGCAGGGAUAGCUUUGCUGUAACAAAGGUGCAUGAAAGAGGAAUAGUUUCUGCUCAUCCAGAAGGGCCUGACUCGCACGAAAAUCACCACAAUUUCCAUAAAAAUCAUAGUGAAAAUGUUAAUACUUCAUCUGAUAAAUUUAGUCACACCCAUUCCAGCUCAAAUAAGCAACAUUCCUACUUCAGUGUUGUGCAGCAAGGCCAUGACCCCCACAACAGACACAGUCACCAAAGUGACAAAAGCACUUCUCAUCCUUUGACCUGGGCCAUAUCUGUUCCAAAGCCACCAACUGAAGAUAGUUCUUACUCAGUCUCACUGCCCACUAAUGGGUCAACACACUUCACGCAGGACCACAGACAGAACUUAAGUACCUCCCUGUCUUCUUCAAACACUGACCAAAACACAGACAGCACUGGGUCUAGUCGAUAUUACUGUGUCACUACAGGUCAGCCCACACAUCACAAUCGCAUGUCGAUGUCUGAUGUAGCAGAGGACAGAAGGGGUGAAGCAGAAAAUGAACAGCACACUUUUAAAGCACAGGCAGGCACUAGAGUCAAAUAUCAUCUGUCUCAGCAACAGCAACACUCCUCACACAGUAAAGAUAGUAGUGCUUACAGCAAGCACCAAGUCACUACUGUCCCCGAAACAUCUGGACUUACACCCAGUUCUGAUUAUGUAGGUCAGAAAGGACACAACAUACAAACUACAGAAUGUCUGUACAUUAGUAAUCUCGCUAAGAGACAGCCUGAACAACGCAAGUCUCUCACUACACAGAUCAGAGAUUUGCCUCAAGACACUAGAAAUCAUAACCAAGUGAACAAGAUCUGCCCUCAGAUCACCCCGAUGCUUCACUCUCUGUCCAUGGACGUCACAAGCCAAGAAGAGAAAGCAAGAGACACAAACUCUGAGGACUUCCUUGAAGGCAAGCAGGUAAAUCGCAACAGCCGAUUUGCCACCACACUGAGGAAUGAAAUCCAGAUGAGAAAAGCAAAGCUGCAGAAAAGUAAGAGUGCAGCUACCCUCCCUGAUGCUGAAUGCGCUAUGGAGGAAGACCAAAAUGUCUGGAAGUCCACUGAAAAUUCCACCCCAGCAUCUGCCGGUGGGUGCUUUUCUAACGCCUACAAAGAUCAUUUGAAGGAAGCACAAGCAAGGGUGCUCAAGGCAACUUCUUUUAGGAGGAAAGACUUGGAGCCUGUCUUACAGGAGCACCCUGCAGCUGAGGUCCAACCCAGCUACACAUCCUCAGCACAGGCUCGAAAAGAUGUCACCCCUCUUCCAUCUGUCACAGAGUCAAAUAAUUCAGGACUUUCUUGUGGCCAGGUAACACGGAUUGGUAGUCGGAAGCGUUUUCCUUCAGAAAAAAAGAUUCUGUCUUUUUCUGAACCAGACAAAAUCCAUGAAGUCGGGGUUGGUGAAAGUCUGACUAUCACUGAAAAUGUCAGCUCCUCACUAGAUCACCAAUAUUUUUUGAAAGAAAGCAUGAAGCCCGAAUUUCCUAAUCCGAUACCCCCUCAAAGUCAUUCCAAGAACAAAGGUGAACACCAUGCUUCUUGCAGCUCUGCAGAGAACGCAAUGAAAGAAGUCAUGGACGCUGAGGAGGCCCCAGGAGUUCCUCACUAUACUCAGUCCUUUCAAGAUUCCCAGAGACUCGGCACAUUUGCCGAGUAUGAGGCAAGAUGGAAUAUAAAGAGGAAACCUGCAGAGAAUAAAGCCUCAGGACGAUCUCAUUCAGCUGAUAAUAUUCUAGAUCCAGGACCAGAGGAUAGAAUGAAGACCACCUGUUUUCAUGAGAGAUCCAGAUCGUCUCCUUCAGCAGAUUUCUACGGACAGCUGUAG
Messenger RNA from Nematolebias whitei (Rio pearlfish), 2508 nucleotides. RefSeq names its product protein Shroom2. The record is from RefSeq and is a predicted model, not a curated record. Lineage: Eukaryota; Metazoa; Chordata; Actinopteri; Cyprinodontiformes; Rivulidae. Gene Ontology annotation, biological process: actin filament organization. Bases 1 to 2508 code for a protein of 835 amino acids. Gene Ontology annotation, molecular function: actin filament binding. Gene Ontology annotation, cellular component: apical junction complex; apical plasma membrane; adherens junction. The transcript has 4 exons.